Molecule: messenger RNA, 1934 nt
Organism: Epinephelus lanceolatus (giant grouper)
Lineage: Eukaryota; Metazoa; Chordata; Actinopteri; Perciformes; Serranidae
Gene: qtrt1
Product: queuine tRNA-ribosyltransferase 1
Cellular component (GO): cytosol
Molecular function (GO): tRNA-guanosine(34) queuine transglycosylase activity
Source: RefSeq, a predicted model, not a curated record
CACCGCAACAUGGCUGCUACCAUCGAGUGCGGCGCUGAUACAAACACUUCAGAAAACAGCAUGUCCGUGAAAAAGGCGCUGUCCGCAGUUUCUCCCCUCACUUUGCGAAUCGUUGCUGAAUGCCCGGUGACGAAAGCAAGAGCGUGUGAUCUAAUGCUGCCACACAGUGCUGUCAGCACCCCGGUUUUCAUGCCUGUCGGCACUCAGGGGACCAUGAAGGGGAUCACUGUGGAUCAGCUGGAUGGUCUUGGCUGUCAGAUUUGUCUUGGAAACACAUAUCACCUGGGCAUGAGACCGGGGCCUGAUUUAAUUGAGAAAGCCAAUGGUUUACAUGGAUUCAUGAACUGGAAGAGGAAUCUUUUAACUGACAGCGGGGGGUUUCAGAUGGUGUCUCUCGUUGAGCUCUCGGAGGUCACUGAGGAAGGGGUGAAGUUCAAGUCCCCCUACGAUGGCAAAGAGAUCCUCCUGAGUCCUGAGAAAUCCAUCAGCAUACAGAACAGUCUCGGGUCAGACAUCAUGAUGCAGCUGGAUGAUGUGGUAAGCAGCACCGUGACAGGACCACGGGUGGAGGAGGCAAUGCACAGAUCCAUUCGCUGGCUGGAUCGAUGUAUAGCAGCCAAUAAAAAUCCAGACAAACAAAACCUUUUUGCCAUCAUCCAGGGAGGACUGAAUGCAGAGCUGCGCAAAGCCUGUCUCGAUGAAAUGACUCAACGUGAUGUUCCUGGUUUUGCCAUCGGAGGACUGAGCGGAGGAGAGGAGAAGGAUGACUUCUGGCGGAUGGUCACUCUGAGCACUGACCACCUGCCACGAGAAAAGCCGCGAUACCUCAUGGGUGUGGGGUAUGCUGUGGAUUUGGUGGUGUGUGUAGCUCUGGGAUGUGAUAUGUUCGACUGUGUGUUUCCCACCCGCACUGCAAGGUUUGGCUCUGCCUUGGUGCCUUGGGGAUCUCUCCAAGUGAAACAAAAGCAGUAUGCCAAGGACUUCCAGCCCAUAGACCCAGACUGCCAGUGUCCCACCUGCAAGAGACAUAGUCGGGCUUACCUCCAUGCUCUGUUCAAGAGCGACACUGCAGCCAUGCAUCACAUCACCAUCCACAACAUUGCCUACCAGCUCACCCUGAUGCGCUCUGUGAGGCAGAGCAUUGUGGAGGGCCGCUUCCCCGAGUUUAUACGGACGUUCAUGAAGCGAAUGUUUCCCUCUCGCGACCAGUACCCCAGCUGGGCCGUGGACGCUCUAGCCUCUGUCAACGUUACAUUGGAUUAGAGCUUGGGAGGCAGCCGUCUCGCUCCAAAUGGGGAUGUCAAACAGUGACUGAAAGCUUUUAUAUCUUUUUAAAUGACUUUUUUUAUGGAUGAUUGUUUUCCACUCUUUGUUUAUAUUUGUAUAUGUAUUGCCAGUUUUGUUGGCAAUGAAGAAAAUGGCUUUUGAUCUGAAGGGAUAAAGCCAGAUUGUCUUUUGCUUUACUCAGCCUCUGCAAAUUGUCCUCAGAGUACACAUUAUCAUAAUGUGAGACUGAAUGGGGUUUAAAUGAGGUUUGAAACACAUGAACUAUCUCCUCUGAUAUGCGCCGACACUUUUUGUUGUUACCAUGGCUACAGAGCCAGGCGCACCCACUUGAAAUGUUUCUGCCUUCCUGUCAACCCCCGAGCACAUUACAGAGGUAUUUCAUUUUUUGCCAAAAGCACAAGAUUAAUAAAUGUAUGUGUAUUCUGGUGUUUUAACCUACAUCCUAACAGACUGCUAACUGUUUGAACAGAUGAAUGAAUUCAGCUCGGUGCAGAUUGUGUGUGUGCAUGUGUCGUGAUGACCACCAGAGGGCAAAAUAGACAAUACCAGAACAAAGUGACUGUAAAAGUGAAUGAUAUGCUGUGUAAGUUUCCUGGUAGAGUAAAAAGCAGAUCAGCUGUUUCUAAGUAAAAAUGAAAGUAAAAAUA